AGUAAGUGUGAGUGUGCGCGGAACCUGUCGCAAUCUUCUCAGCAUCAGUGCCAGCUUCACGUCUGCUGCCUCUAUCAGCUCCGCCAUGGCGUGGCGUUGUUCUUAUCCUAGCCAUUUUCCCUUGUAUACGGAACUUUUAGACAUAUUUUAAAGAUUUCAUGAAGACGCCCACUGACCGAAUAUCAGCUACACGGCCAAUUAAAAAAAUCCGGAUCUAAUCCUAUUUAGAUCUGUUGCGUGGUUAUACAACCUAUUUCUCCAGCCUAUUAUUCUUCCUCGGAUUCUAUGGGAAUUUUCUACUUCUAUAUCAGAUCCAGUACAUUUAUUAAACUCGCACUUAAAACUAUGCUUUCAGUCGAGAUGGGAGUUAAACGAGAUUGGAGAUGGAUGGGUUAUGGUACAUUUCUGCAGCAUGUGGUCAACAGCACACACACACACACACACACACACACACCGGAGCACAAAGAGCACAACUUCGCUUCACAACAAGUCGCACAGACUUUACGCAAGCUUGCAAACCACUUGCUGAUUUCAAACGCAUUUUUUUUCAAUCAUAUAAAGACAAACCUAAGGUGUACCAGGGUGUGCGGGUGAAGACCACCGUCAAGGAGCUGCUUCAGAAACGCAGGGCACUUCAGGCAGCAGAAUCAAGAAAAACACAAGCUGUGACGUCUCACGACGUCUGUUCUACACCAGUGACUGCGGGUCAUCUCGAUAUUCUCUCGGCGCAGGAUGCUUAUUUCCAGCCUCGACAGUUUGCAGAAAGCGUGCAUAUGGCCAUGGAGGACAUGUUUGAUGAUCAGCUGCUGAUGAACAUGAUCCCUGCAGAGAACUUCAGCUCCAGCACUGCGGUGUGUGCGCCUGCUCCUGCGCAGUGGCCGCACGGAUACUUCCCUUCAUCAUGCGCGGACUAUUACACUAACAGCUUAGCUUCCAGUUCACCAACACACUCGUUCAGUCUUCCCAGUCCGGUUGAUUACAACAGCUACACUCCGCCUGAGUCUCACUCCUCCUCCUCCUCGUGCUACAGCUCCCCGACACGCAUGGACAUGAGCUCCAGCUUUACUUCAGAAAAUUACCACUACCAGCAUUGCACCCUGCAGCACUGCUUUUGCCUGUCGCACUGGCCCAGUGUGCAGGAUGGGACCAUGGCCGCAGACUACGCGCCUCCUCACUACAGCACCUCAGACUGUUUUUACCAAGCUCUGGGAGAAGAAGCUUACUGUAGAAGAGAUUCCUCCAGUUCAGAGCUGUGUUACUUAUAAGAGCACUUUGUCUAAGCAUUGUUUGUACAGCGCCAGAAAGCAUUUCAAUAUUUUAUUUUUGUUUUGAUCAAAAAUCUUCAAAAAUCGUCUCAUAAGAAAUCAAAACAUAAAAUUGGUCAUGCAUUGCUUGGUAUAGGCAUUACCUACAGGCUCUAGCAAAGGCUACCUUAUCACUUUCAUGGAACCUUUGUUGAAACGCUGGUCAGUAUCAAUGACGAACAAAUUGUUCAUUUAUUAUUAUUAUUAUUUUUUACAAUAAAAUACUAUUUUUUCGUAAUCCUGUGAUGUCAUUUUUCACUUAACCGAACUCACACAAAAUAGACUACAAAAGAGCGAGAGAUGUAUUUGUGGAUGGAUAAAUAUUAUUCAGAGAAGAAUAAGUUUUUAGAAAUGUUAGUUAAACUCCAAAAUAUUUCUGCUCGAGAGAGGUCUUUGAUAUCAGCAUUCUAUACGAGGUAUCAUCUAGCACCCCAAAGUGAUCUUUGGAUUAUCCUUUCUGGGAGAACUGUUAAGGAUCUUGUAGAAUGGUCCAACUGAGCAUUAUGUUUUUAGAAAAUGUUCCAAGUACAAUCCUUUAGGAAAGCUGGAACCAUUCAUAGAAGCCACAAGGAAGCUAUUUUUAAGACUGCAUGAAUAGCCAUUUCUAAGAACUUGAUAUGAUUGAUUAAUAAUGUAAUACUGCGCAUGCCAACUUGACUAGAUAUUGCAUAUAAAUAAAAGAUCAAUGAAUAUGAUAUAUGAAAUAAAAGACGCCCCAAA
Molecule: messenger RNA, 2024 nt
Organism: Pangasianodon hypophthalmus (striped catfish)
Lineage: Eukaryota; Metazoa; Chordata; Actinopteri; Siluriformes; Pangasiidae
Gene: pou2af3
Product: lnc RNA pou2af1
Exons: 5
Coding region: 384-1265 (293 amino acids)
Molecular function (GO): DNA binding; POU domain binding
Source: RefSeq, a predicted model, not a curated record